Molecule: messenger RNA, 1914 nt
Organism: Pezoporus occidentalis (night parrot)
Lineage: Eukaryota; Metazoa; Chordata; Aves; Psittaciformes; Psittacidae
Gene: ENO4
Product: enolase 4
Exons: 14
Coding region: 1-1848 (615 amino acids)
Biological process (GO): glycolytic process
Cellular component (GO): phosphopyruvate hydratase complex
Molecular function (GO): phosphopyruvate hydratase activity; magnesium ion binding
Source: RefSeq, a predicted model, not a curated record
AUGGAGGCCGAGGCGGGGCAGAGGCUGCGGGCGUUGCGGAUGGAGGCGGCGGAGUACUACCGGAGCCACGGAGUGCCGCAGCGGAUGGAGGACGCGCUCAACACGCUCUUCCCCCAGCGCCCCGGGGAUCUCUACGGGGAGCUGGCUAACUACUUAUCUAAAUUUUCAAAAGUUCCAGUAAUAUCCAGAUUAGUUGGAAGAAAAGUUCUUGAUGGAGUUGGUCAGCCAACACUGGAAGUGGAAACACACUGUACAGUUAGAAACUAUGAGAGGAAGAUUUGCUCUGUUGUCAUGUCUUCGCAUUUCCAAACACUUGUAAAUGCUUUACCUGAAACAAUUGAAGCUGAUGAGAAAGAAAGGAAUAACUCUGUUAACACUGCCGUGGAAUGGGUCAAUGAAUCGCUGAGCACAAUGUUAAGAGACGUGAAGCCUACUGACCAGGGUGGAGUUGAUAAGAUGCUUGGUGAAUACUUUACAAAAAAGGUAGAGGAAAAAGAAGAAAUUCGAAAGCGAGAAGAAAAGGAAAAAGGCGAAGAGUCCCCUUCAUGCGUUCCACCAGCAACAGCACUACCUGGGGGAAAAAAAGCAGCAAAACAAGGAAAGAAGGUGUCAGUUCCAGAGAAAAUGAUCCCACCUGCAGAACCCAUUGAAUUGGUGCUUUGUGGCAGCUUAGCCAUUGGGGGAACAUCCCUUGCUAUAGCUAAGGCUGGUGCCACCAUUAACCGUGUCCCGUUGUACUUACAUAUCUCACUGCUGAAACACAAUCAGGAUUCACCUAAAGAAAUGACUCUACCACUCCCAAUGGUUACUGUAUUGAACUGUGAAAAAACUGCAAAACUGAAAUUAGUGAAAGAAGUUAUGCUUAUACCACCAGUUCAUUUAUCAUUCAAACAGGGCUUAGAAAGAGCUCUGGAUAUUCAGAAAGAAUUUAUGAGACUGUUGGAUCUGCUAAGCAAAGAGCCCAGUCCUCGAGCAGCAGACAGUAAGGAAGGAAAAGCACAAAAUACAAGGAAGAAAUCUGUGCAACAAGCCUCAAAAAGAGUAUCACACUUAGGAUGCCCAAUAACAGGAUGUGAUAAUCUAGAACAACUGCUACUCCUAAUGCAAACAGCUUGCGACAAUAGAAGCCUGCAGUUAGGAAAAGAUAUGUACUUAGCAAUAAAUUGUGCUGCUCAUGAAUUAAUGGAUUAUAGUAAAGGCAAACAUGAAAUACUCACUGGAACAUUCAAAAGCCCUGAUGAAAUGAUUAAGAUGUAUGUGGAGCUGACUGACAAAUUCCCUUUUAUUAUUGCAUUAAUAGAUCCCUUAAGAAAAGAGGACAGGCAGCAAUGGAGUAACAUAUGCUGUGCUCUUGGUUCCAAAUGUUUCCUGAUUGCUGAAGACGCUGCCACGUAUAUUUCCAAACUUAAAAUUGACCAAAACUUAAAUGUACCAACGUGCAGUGGUGUUGUCCUAAAGUAUAUUAACCAAACUAAGGUCUCAGACCUCAUAGAACUUACUGGACUUCUAGAUGGUCAAAGACAAAUUACCAUAUUAGGAAGCCCAGAUGGAGAAUCUUCUGAUGAUAGCCUUGUGGAUCUGGCUGUCGGACUGGGUGCCAGGUUCAUCAAGUUGGGAGGUCUUGCCCGCGGAGAAAGGGUGACCAAAUACAACCGCCUUCUUGCUAUAGAGGAAGAACUGGCCGAGAAUAGAACGCUACGUGAACCAACUCUUGAAUUUAUUGCUUUUCCUUAUGAAACACAGCCAGAAGAACCUUCUGAUGAACUCGCUCCCUCCACAGCUCUCCUAGACAGCCCCACAGGUUCACAGCCUGUCUGCACAGCUCCCGGCAAGCAGCAUACUGACUGACCCAGGUUGUCAACAUUCACUUCUGGAUAAAUUCCUAAAGAAAACCCUGUUCUAGUAAGAAACUCA